AUGACUGAAACAAUCAUCCCUGCCGAUCCUAUCGCAACAGCUUCUCCUAUUGAUCAAGUCGUAUUACCACCAGCUCUCUACACCGGCGACCACAUUGGUGACCUAGCGAACCUUGGUCUCGUUCACUGGACUCCCGUAGGAGCAAUUGAGGCAUUAUUAGAACAACUCCACGUUAACCUCGGACUUCCAUGGUGGGCUGCUAUCGUUACCCUUUCCAUCCUAGGACGAGCCAUCAUAGCUCCCGUCCUCAUUCGUUCACAAGUGAACAACGUUCGUCUCGCCAAAAUCAAACCUGAAUUAGAGAUCAUCAUGAAGAAGCUUCAAGACGCAAAAGUUAAGGACGAUAAACUUGCGAUGCAUAAACAUUCUUUAGCGGCCAGGCAAUUGUUUGCUGAAAAUGAUUGCAGUCCGUUUAGAAGUUUGGCUGCUCCGUUCGUACAGUUACCCAUUGCACUUUCUUGCUUUCUGGCUAUAAGAACGAUGGGCGAACUUCCUCUUGAGAGUUUCAAGACUGGAGGUGCACUCUGGUUUACGAAUUUAACGGUACCGGACCCGUUUUAUAUUUUACCUCUUGUCAGCACCGUUUCCAUAUAUGGAAUGAUGGAUGUUAAUGCUCAGGAUAGCGCCCAGACGGAGACGACUGGUCAUAUCACGAACUUGUUCAAGGCGUUGACCAUCCUCUCAUCCGGAAUCAUGGUGUUCUUCCCUUCGAGUAUUCUACUCUUCAUCGUCACCAAUGGUGCCCUCAUCGUCGGUCAAUUCUUCAUUUUUCGAAUCCCAUCAGUGAGAACUCGUUACGGUCUUCCUCCCGUCGGCCGCCGUGGCCUGAUGGACCGCAAACCAACUCCAUCCUUCAUGGAUAGCAUUCAUUUCAUGAGGCGGAGAUUUAGAGAGGAAUUAGCGAAGCGAGAAUUGGAGUACCAACGGCAGGUACAGUUGAAAUCUCAACUGAGUGCUCAAAGCUUGAAUUCGGCUCAGCCACGAGCUAAAAAGGUUGAUCCUGUUCGGAAGUAG
Molecule: messenger RNA, 1014 nt
Organism: Cantharellus anzutake
Lineage: Eukaryota; Fungi; Basidiomycota; Agaricomycetes; Cantharellales; Hydnaceae
Product: 60Kd inner membrane protein-domain-containing protein
Exons: 3
Coding region: 1-1014 (337 amino acids)
Biological process (GO): mitochondrial respiratory chain complex IV assembly; protein insertion into mitochondrial inner membrane from matrix
Cellular component (GO): mitochondrial inner membrane
Molecular function (GO): membrane insertase activity
Source: RefSeq, a predicted model, not a curated record